This is a messenger RNA of Volvox carteri f. nagariensis, 1368 nucleotides long. RefSeq lists its product as uncharacterized. Lineage: Eukaryota; Viridiplantae; Chlorophyta; Chlorophyceae; Chlamydomonadales; Volvocaceae. The transcript has 13 exons. The record is from RefSeq and is a predicted model, not a curated record. Bases 1 to 1368 code for a protein of 455 amino acids.
AUGCAGUUGUUGAUCGCUCUGCAGAGCAGCUGCUUGGUGGCUCUGGGAUCUGGGUUCUGGAUCCCAUCCCAACAAACUUCCUUGCGUGUACUGUACGCGUUUCUAGGCUGGGGCCGCAACAACCUCAACACGGCGUUGCCUCAGCUACUCGCGGCUUCGGCCAAUUUAUCGUGCGCCCAAACAGAACGCGCCUACAAUCCCGAUCUGGAGGGCAACCGGUGGGAUGGGGGAAGUGAUAACCUUGAAGCCGACCUGGCGCCGUGGCGUGGGCGCGCGCCACUGUCAGCUGCCGAUAUCCCUGGAGCAUACAUGACGGUGUUACAGACUAUGAACAUCCCGGCAGUAAUUCAGCUGGCGUUGAUCUACAACAACCGGCUCUACUGGCCGAACCGACCUGAUCCCAACGGAGGCGAACCCACCCGGCUGUGGGCGAGCUAUUUCGUCAUCCACUUCCACCGCCGGCUGACGGCUGCGUUGGCCUCAGGCCGUUUAGUGCUGCCCAACGCGCUGUUCAUCUACAACACCGAUGACAAUGCGCCCCGCUUCAACGCGCCGGGCCGCAAGUUGCCGGUGCCGCUGUUGAGCCUAAUCAAGUCACAGGGGCUCGAGGGAGGGGACGACCUGGACAUAUUGGUGCCGCAGAUGUACAUGGUCCAAAGUUCGAUGUUCUUUGUGCCUUGGCAUCUUAAGACUGACCGCGCAUUCUUCCGCGGUAUGCCGUUCUGUAACUCCGUGUGGAGGUCUCGCUACGGCGUCCUGGAUGCCUGUGCGCGGCUGUACCUGUCUCACCUCAGCUAUCAAGGGCUGCUAGCCGGCGGCAACGACACGACGUUGGACUGCGGCCUGGCGGAGCCGUUUAAACACAGAUUGGACAGCCCUAAUACGUUCCUAAAGUACGAUCUGCCCGUACUGGGCCGAGUACCUUUCCCGGAUCAUGCGCACUACAAGUGGCUGCUGAACCUGGAGGGCAUCACUGCCAGCUCGCGGCUCGGCCAGCUCUUCCACAUCAACUCGCUGGUCAUCUCUCAACGCUCCCCCUACCUGGAGUACUUUUACAGGUCGCUGCGGCCGUGGGAGCAUUACGUGUUGUUCUGGAACGCCACAGCACCCAACGGCACUCAGCUGGGUAUGGACGACGUGUACAGCACGAUUGAGGAGUUGCGCCGCUUGGACCGGGAGCAGCCUUGGAAGAUCCAGGAGGUGAUCAGUGCGGCCAACAGCUUCGCCGUCCGGUUCCUCCAACCGCAUACACGACUGUGGUAUUACCAAGAGGCAAUCACACGGUACAAGAGCCUGUUUCGAGACAUGGAUAACUUCUUGGAGUCCUUCGUUCAAGCUCUUCGACAGAAGGGCUGGCUCAUUCCGUAA